AGCUGAACUACUUGAACUCAAGCGUGCAUAUGACUUACUGAAACGCUAAGAACGCAGCUUUCCAAGGGUUUCGUCUCCUGGCUUCGCGCUUUUUAUACGCGCUUGUAGCGCUUAAACACUAGGCGCGUAUACGUGUUACACUAAAUACCCUUUUAGCUUUGCUGUUCUUAAAAGACCAGUUAUUCCUGUGCCAGCGUGGCGAUGAAGAGCGCGCUCAGGACUCGCUCUUUGGCCCGUCACAGCGCUGCGAAGACCGCUUCCCUUAAUGCACUCAGGCUCGUCCACACGAAAGCGCGGCAGCGGGUCCAACCUGUGGUAUGCCAGGCUGUAAGGUUUCCGGCAGCCUUGCCACUGCUGCCAUUCACCGCGAAGGAGCUCUUAGCACCAGGCAGCUGCAAAGUCCUCCGCCUUAACGAUAGCACCACCACCACCACCAGCAACAUUAGCAGCGGCAGCAGCAACAGCAGCAGCAGCAGCUAUGCGCUGCUCCUGGAAGAGCUCCUCAGCUCGCCACACCGGAUGCUCGUACACACGGCGGUUGACAACAGCGGGCGGGUGGCGGCGGGCAGCAGGCUGGGUGGCUACGAGGCGGGGGGCUGCGUCUUCUACCUCUCCUCGAUCGUCAAGGUUAUCGACGUGAAGCAGACGGACCGCGGAGUGCUGCUGCGGGUGCAGUCCGAGGGACGGGUUGCCGUACGCUCGCUCGUCCAGACGCGGCCGUACUUUCGUGCGGUUGUCGUACCCGUCACGGACACGGUGGACCUGGACCGCAUGCAGGCCGCCACCUGGCGGGACAUUUGCUACUCGGUGGAGCGACUGAGGGCUCUCAUGCGGGACAUUCAAAACCUGGCGGCCAAGUUCAAGAGCCCGGAAACCGCCAACCUCCAACGCUCCAUGCACUGGGUUGACAACCCCAACCCGCUCGUCUUCUCCUCCUCCUCCAUGCUCCUGAACAGCCGUACGACACCUGUGUACAGUACGUCAGCAAACCGCACCAACAGCAGCAGCAAUAGCAAUACUGCCACCACCUCUUCGCUGCCCUCCUCACCCAUCGCCUCUCUGGAAGAUUUCCAACCCAGCAAAAUCCUUGCAUCUCAGAUCCAACCCGACGACUUCCUGGCAACAGAAUCUGCGUACGGCGGCGACAUCGCGGAUUCCAUGCUCGCUUCCGCGGCUUCUGGAUCCGAAUCCGAAUCCGAUGCGCAGUACGCCGCCGCGGCAGCGGCGGGUGCUGAACCCCGUGCAUCAGCAACGACAACAUCAUCAUCCACUCCCUCCUCCUCCUCCUCCUCCCCCUCCUCAUCUUCUUCCUCUGUAAAAUCAUCAUCGACGGGGCUUCCAGGGGCAGCCGCGGGCAAUCUGGCGGCCGCAGCGGCAGCGGUGUUGGGCGGGGGCGGCGGCGGCGCGUUGGGCGGGGCAGUGAUUCGUUCGCGUCCCAGCUUGUUGGAUCUGGAGCGGGCAUGUCGGUUGUCGCUCGCUGCCAUUCAGCCGCUGCCGACGGCAACGCAGGAGGAGCGUGAGGCCCUCCUGAGGUGGCAGGAGGAGGCGCUGGAGACGCAGGACGUGUUGCAGCGGCUGCAGCUGGCCUGCCGGGUGAUGGGUGAGUCCCGGGCGCUGCUGGCGGCCAAGUGCGCCCUGAUGGCGCUGUCAACCGCGGGCUGAUACCUCGAUACGGCUGCCUGUGGCGGCUUGACGGUCAACUGCUGCCGACGGCUGCAUAAAGGGAGGUAAGAGAUGUCACCCAUGGGGGGCCAGAGAGAGGAAAUGUAGCGCUCAAGCCUGUUUUGGUGGUAGGAAGAAUGCGAUGAGGGGUAGUUUGGUGCGUUGCAAGGAGGGAAGGUGGAAGGAGGUGGGCGUGAGGCGCUUGUUGCUGUACGGUUGUGGUGAUGUUGCGGGGCUGUAGGUUGAGAGGUGUAACGGUUGGCGGUUGGGAUUGCGUUGGGAGUUGGCUUUUUAUUUGUUUGGUUGGGUUGUGGGUUGUUAGUUACUGCUUGUACGAGAAUUAGGUGUAAUCGGUUGUUUAUCUGUACCAAAAGUGAAAGAGAGAAGAAGAUGGUAAAGCGAAACACAUAUUCCAACGAUUUUGUUUGAUUUGUUUUUUGCUGCUGCUGCUGUUUCGUUUGUUGAAAAAGUUUUAUUCUGUGGCAUCUGUCAUUGUCUGUCACAGAAAGUAUUGAUGCUACAACACCUUUUGGUCGACGAGCUGAGGCUCUAAUCUGCGUGUGAGGUGGGUCGUUGUUAGGACGAAGAAUGGAACGCAAAUAUCUUGAUCGAGCCGACCAGGGCGGAUAAGGACGUGCAGAAACGGGUCACAUGCACAAACCGGCGACCCCGCACAUGCACGAGAGCUAUGCACAACAUGCUUUAGCGCUAGCGGUUAGCGCCUUUGUACGGUUUUGUACUGCUGCUGCGUUUGAAGGACAUGUUGGGGGCGUAGCGGGGUCAUGCCGGGGUUGUCGUUUAGUAAGCU
Molecule: messenger RNA, 2470 nt
Organism: Astrephomene gubernaculifera
Lineage: Eukaryota; Viridiplantae; Chlorophyta; Chlorophyceae; Chlamydomonadales; Astrephomenaceae
Source: the annotation of a GenBank genome assembly